UGUGUUUGGAAGACUCUUUUUAUCAGUAAAAUCUAAUGCCAAAACUUAACCCUGCAACACUCAAGAGAUCAUUCCUAACAGUGUCACAGGAGCUGGAAGUACUUUUGAUACCAGCAUGUAACACACUGAAUGCCCGCUUUUUUUAGAUAUAAAUUAGUCUAAAACUUGAGCCUCGAUUAUCACAAGCAAAUUAAGACCAAAGAGAAGAAAAAUAUAAUUUUUUGAGAUGAAGGGCAACACGCAUAGUGGGAUGGUAGCCAGCAUGCGUGGUGCGAUGGACGACAGCAUGAUCGGUGUGCGCGACUUGAAAUUUCUUGAGAAGAUGAAACAAGGUAAAAAGCAAUUCAAGGAAUUGGAGGAUCAACAAAUUGCUAAAGCUGUUACAACCAAGCUCCCAGAACUCUACAGAGCAGCAAUGGAAGGAAAUUGGAAAGACGCUUGUAGCGAAUUUCGUUCCAAUCAAAAUGCAGAGACAGCAAAAAUCUCCAACCUUGGCAUGACAGCCCUUCAUGUGGCAGCUAGCUGUGGCCAGUCGGAGUUUGUGCAGAAGCUUGUGGGGAGGUUAUCUGAGAAGGAGGUUGAAGCCAGAGACCAACUCGGCCGAACUGCUCUUCAUCACGUGGCCUUAGCUGCAGGUGUGGACGCUGCCAAAGCAAUGGUGAACAAGAACCCAAAUUUGCCUUACCUUGGGGAUGUGAACAAACAUACUCCCCUCUUCUAUGCUGCUAAAUGGCGAAAACCGUCAGAAAGCAAGAAUAUGGUGGAAUAUCUCUACGGAGUUAGUCGGGAAGAGAAUUUGCCUCGUGACCUUGAGAGUGAGAGAAGAGAUGUUUGCAAUGCCUUCACGGAUAAUUCAGGCCCCGAUCUCAUUGUGGCAAUCACUGCUUCGGGGUCAUAUGAUACUGCAUUGCGUAUCCUUAAGAGAUAUCCGAAGUUAACUCUUAAAAAAAAUGACAAAGGAACGUCCAUACUUCAUGUACUUGCAAUGAAGUCUAAAGCAUUUCUGAGUGGAAAUAAACUUUCUCCAUUGAUAUCCUGGAUGUAUGAUUUGGUACCAGUUGACGACGAGGAAACAAAACACGAAGAUUCGACAAGUGAUGGUGCUAACAGCAAGAAUCGAUGCUCAGCAGCUUCAUUCUUUAAAUUUAUGAGCAAGUUCAUUAAAGGAAUAAGAGAGAUGUCAGAAGUAAAGCAAAGCCACGUGCUUGCGGUUAGACUUGUAAAGUUUGUAUGUGAUGAGUUACAUAAGAAAGAAAAAGAGGAAGAGGAAGAGAAAAAGAAAGAGAAAGAGAAAGAAGAGAAAGAGAAAGAGCGGGAGAAAGAGAAGGAGCAAGAGAAAGAGCCAGAGAAGGAGCAAGUGGAAGAGCCAGAGAAAGAGCCAGAGAAAGAGAUAGCGAAAGAGCCAGAGAAAGAGAAAGGGAAAGAGAAAGAGAAGGAGAAAGAAAUGGACUUUCUUCUGCAUUUCGUCAUCCCUGAGGAAGAGCGAGAGAAAGGGAAAGAGGAAGAGAAAGAAAUGGACUUUGUUCAGGAUUUCUUCAUCCCUGAGAAUAGCACUGCAAUCUUGCACUUAGCGGUGGAGCAUGGAGUAUUUGAGCUUGUAGAAAAGUGUCUAAAAGCUUUUCCUGAUCUAAUUUGGUAUGCAGACAAAGCCCCCAGAAGUGUGCCGUGGCGUCAUGCUCAUUAUACGAGCACAGUCAAAGGAAGUUUGGUGUGGAAUGAUGCCACUCAACAUGCAGACACAGCCACCGCAAGUUCGAAUCCGCCUGAAUAUACAGACACAACCUCUGGACAUUGGAAGUGGCAUGAGGGUCAAUAUGCAGACACAGCCACCGGCACCGGACGUUUGUUGUUGCAUGUAGCUAUUGAGCAUCGCCGAGUGAAGAUAUUUAAUCACUUGAUCGAUUACAUUGGAAAAAAUACUAAGGCGUAUGCCGAUUUAAAACUUGAAGGGAAUAACAAUUCUCUUCAUUUGGCUGCAAAUUUGGCUCCUACACCUCAACUCCAGUCUGUCCCAGGUCCUGCAUUUCAGAUGCAGCGAGAAUUACAAUGGUUUAAGGCUGUGGAAGAAUUAGUUUAUGAUGAGUUAAAGACGGAAAAGAACUUAGACGACAAAACACCUCGAGAAUUAUUCUUCAAUGAGCACAAAGAUUUGCUAAAGGAUGCAAAGGAAUGGAUGAAGGAUACAUCAAACUCGUGCAUGGUGGUAGCUACUCUGGUAGCAACAGUUGCAUUUGCUGCUAUGAUCACCGUACCGGGUGGCAAUAAUAGUAACACGGGCCUCCCUAUUCUGGCCACGAAAAAACUUUUCGUAGCAUUUUCCGUAUCAAACGCAUUGUCCAUGGUAUCCUCCGCUGUUUCUCUGCUCAUGUUCCUCUCAAUUCAAACAUCUAGAUAUACAGAAGGGGAUUUUCUGGAUUCACUUCCCAAGAAAUUGCUUCGAGGUCUACUUUCCUUGUUCAUUGCUAUAGCCACAAUGAUGAUAUCUUUCGGUACAGCAAUUGGAUUGUCACUUCAGACGAGGCUCAACUGGAGUUACAUUCCCAUCACAAUCAUUGCUUGUGUCCCUGUUAUCAUUUUCACCUGGUUGCAGCUUCCUUUGCUUUUGCAAGCGAUCAUAGUCGAAUCUGGACCUGGCAUUUUUCAGGGACAAAGGGAUCGCAAGCUUUGGUGCAUCAAGAAAAUUGGCGGCCAUCUUUUGGCAUAUGACAGGGUUUGACCUCAUUCCACAAUUUGCUGCUAAUUAGUUCACCAUUAGAUGGCUUUCCCAAGAGUUGUCUGCAUGAUUACAUUGUAUUUCUUUUAUUCUUUA
This is a messenger RNA of Coffea arabica (coffee), 2809 nucleotides long. RefSeq lists its product as uncharacterized. Gene Ontology annotation, molecular function: protein binding. The record is from RefSeq and is a predicted model, not a curated record. NCBI's taxonomy places the organism in Eukaryota, Viridiplantae, Streptophyta, Magnoliopsida, Gentianales, Rubiaceae. Gene Ontology annotation, cellular component: membrane.